Molecule: messenger RNA, 1344 nt
Organism: Anopheles coluzzii
Lineage: Eukaryota; Metazoa; Arthropoda; Insecta; Diptera; Culicidae
Product: cytosol aminopeptidase-like
Exons: 3
Coding region: 1-1344 (447 amino acids)
Biological process (GO): proteolysis
Cellular component (GO): cytoplasm
Molecular function (GO): metalloaminopeptidase activity; manganese ion binding
Source: RefSeq, a predicted model, not a curated record
AUGCGCUGCUUUAGCUGCGGUCCGGUAAAAGCUGGCCAGACGCGAAUUUUCUGGGAGCUCGGUAAGUUUCCAGCGGUAGCGGUAGCCGGUUUGGGCGAUGCUUCCAAAUGGGACGAGCUGGACGAGAUCGAUGGAGCGAAGGAAAACGUGCGCAUUGCGGCCGCGGCCGGUGUCCGCGCCCUGUCGGCGAACAAGAUCGCCGACAUCGCCGUGGAAGACAUGGAGCAUCCGCAGCAGGCGGCCGAAGGUGCCACCCUGGCCAACUACAAGUUUCAGGCGUUCAAGAGCAAGGAAAAACAAACGCCGCUGCCCGCGGUAAGCUUCGCGGAGGAUGCCAGCGGGAAGGCCGAUUGGGAUCGGGGUGUGAUCAUUGCCGAGGCGCAAAACUUUGCCCGCGUAUUGAUGGAAACACCGGCCAACCAUAUGACGCCCACCAUUUUCGCGGAUACCGUCAAGCAACGGCUCGGCGCUGCCAACGUCGAGGUCGUCGUGCACGAUGAAGCUUGGGCGAAGGAGAAAAAGAUGGGUUCGUUCCUCUCGGUUACGAACGGUUCGAACGAACCGGCCCGCUUCCUGGAGCUGACGUAUCGUGGAUCCCAGGACGAACAGUGCGUGGCGCUGGUAGGCAAGGGCAUCACGUUCGAUUCCGGUGGCAUCAGCCUGAAGCCGUCCGCCAACAUGGACCAGAUGCGUGCCGACAUGGGCGGUGCAGCGAACGUGGUGUCGACCAUACUGGCCUUGGCACAGCUGAAGGCACCGGUGCACGUGAAAGGGUUUGUGCCGCUGUGCGAAAACAUGCCAAGCGGCACGGCCACCAAACCGGGCGACGUGGUUUACGCAAUGAAUGGCAAGAGCAUCUGCGUGGAUAACACCGACGCCGAGGGGCGUCUUAUAUUGGCGGACGCGUUAUGUUACGCCUCGACCUUCAAUCCAAAGUUCAUCCUGGACAUUGCGACCCUGACCGGUGCCAUCAAGGUAGCGCUGGGCGAUUGCGUGUCGGGCGUGUUUUCCAGCAACAACAAACUGUGGGAGACGAUCCACGAGGCGGGCUCGCAGACCGGUGAUCGGGUGUGGCGCAUGCCACUGUUCAAGCACUACAGCGACCAGAUGUGCGACCACAACGGUUACGAUCUGAACAACCUGGGCAAGGGCAAGGGCGGCGGAUCCUGCACUGCCGCUGCAUUCUUGCGCGAGUUCGUGCCGAAGGGUACACCGUGGCUGCACGUAGAUAUCGCCGGCGUGAUGGGCGAUUGUAGCGAUCAAAGCUACACCGGGUCGAAGGGCAUGUCGGGCCGCCCGAUGCGUACGCUCGUCGAGUUCGUUACCAAGGCGGGUAGCGCUUAA